Messenger RNA from Nothoprocta perdicaria, 1631 nucleotides. Its product is annotated as protein Wnt-3a. The record is from RefSeq and is a predicted model, not a curated record. Bases 4 to 1113 code for a protein of 369 amino acids. Lineage: Eukaryota; Metazoa; Chordata; Aves; Tinamiformes; Tinamidae. Gene Ontology annotation, biological process: multicellular organism development; canonical Wnt signaling pathway; cell fate commitment. Gene Ontology annotation, cellular component: extracellular region. Gene Ontology annotation, molecular function: cytokine activity; frizzled binding. The transcript has 3 exons.
GGAAUGCUCUCUGGAGAAGAGAGAGACCCAAAGGAACAGAAAAUAUGGAUUUUCUGUCCCACAAGUAUGAAGAUCAUAGUCAGCCUGACAGCAUCCCCUUUUCCUUCUGUUUUUUUUAUUUCCAGGUCCUUGGCAAUUGGUCACCAAUAUUCAUCCUUGGGGACUCAGCCCAUCCUCUGCGGGAGCAUCCCAGGACUGGUCCCCAAGCAGCUGCGCUUUUGUCGGAACUAUGUGGAGAUCAUGCCCAGCGUGGCAGAAGGGGUGAAGAUCGGGAUCCAGGAGUGCCAGCACCAGUUUCGAGGGAGGAGGUGGAACUGCACAACCGUCAAUGACAGCUUAGCCAUCUUUGGGCCCGUGCUGGAUAAAGCUACCAGGGAAUCAGCCUUUGUCCAUGCCAUUGCCUCUGCUGGAGUAGCUUUCGCAGUGACCAGAUCCUGUGCCGAAGGCUCGGCCACCAUCUGCGGCUGUGACACUCGCCAUAAAGGCUCUCCUGGAGAAGGCUGGAAAUGGGGAGGCUGCAGCGAGGACGUGGAGUUUGGGAGCAUGGUGUCUCGGGAGUUUGCUGAUGCCCGGGAGAACAGACCAGACGCUCGGUCAGCCAUGAACAGGCACAACAAUGAAGCUGGAAGGACCUCCAUUAUAGAGCUCAUGCACCUUAAGUGCAAAUGUCACGGCCUCUCAGGCAGCUGUGAAGUGAAGACCUGCUGGUGGUCUCAGCCGGACUUCAGGGUCAUCGGUGACUAUCUCAAGGACAAGUACGAUAGCGCUUCCGAAAUGGUAGUGGAAAAACACCGGGAAUCCCGUGGCUGGGUUGAGACCCUCAGGCCCAAAUACAACUUCUUCAAGGCUCCCACUGAGAAAGACCUGGUUUACUACGAGAACUCGCCAAACUUUUGUGAACCCAACCCUGAGACAGGUUCUUUCGGGACCCGUGACAGGAUCUGUAACGUCACUUCCCAUGGGAUUGAUGGAUGCGACCUUUUGUGCUGCGGCCGCGGGCACAACACAAGGACUGAGAAACGGAAAGAGAAGUGCCACUGCAUCUUCCACUGGUGCUGCUAUGUUCGCUGCCAGGAGUGCAUACGAGUCUAUGACGUCCACACAUGCAAAUAAAGCAGGAGAAAUCCUUCCCUGGGCUCCAAGUGGAGGAACAGAUUUGAGCCUACUUCCUCUGAGGUUGCAGACGUGAGAGAAGUCUACUUUUUGAUAUUAAAGAAUAAUAAAAUAAAAAAAAAAAAGGCUAAAACUGGUUGGAUAGAAUAGGUCUAAUGACUUCUGGGCUAUCCCAAGGUACAUCUGGCAGCCAUAAGGGUAUGCCCCUAUUAUGCCUCCUGUAGGAGACAGCAGUUUCUUCAACUAGCUGAUAAUACACAGCUAGAAAGAAGAGUAUCAGCAAGAGCAUGGAUUUGCUCUGCUGUCACCCACCUGAAGUGACUCGUGUGAUUAAGUGUCCUUUGAAAGACUUGCAUCUUCCUAAAAUCAAAUUCUCCUUUUCCCUCAGCUAGGGAGAGGUUAUGUUGGACGACAGCACUAAGCUUUCUGAGAUCUAUCUACUUACCCAAAUGGCCAGAUUCUAUGUAUAAUAUGAGCAACAACAAGAGCAAAAGAAAUACAAGCAGAUAAAUUAAUGA